GUUUUUAUUCGUGAACAGUAAAAGAAAUCAAGAACAGGAAGUUUGAUUACAUCAUGUUUUACUCGGACUUUUCUUCGAGAACAUGAUGGAAACAGUUUUUGAGGUUUUCAUCAGCCCCAUGAUUCGUUUAGGAUCUCACAAUCUUUAUCUACAAACGAAAAAAGGUAUGUUUUUGCGUUCACGCUUGAACUUUCAGAGAAUGUAUACCCGUAGAUGUUAUCGCGAAGAUCAGUUCCUUAUUAGAGCCAAUCUAAUAUUCUGUGAAUGAGGCGGAAUGGCUGAGUCCCAAUCCUCUGUGCAUCGUACAGAACUGAACCGCUCAUUGCUACAUCCUGAGAGUCACUAACAGCGAUCUUACACCGAAGAUACUCACAACCACUAUAAAAAACAUCAACCUUUAAUGCAUUUCUCACUUCUGGCAUUUUUAUUUUGAGGUCUUGGUACAGUCUAUACGUUUAAUUGAGCCUAUACAUCAGAGAAGUACUCAUAUCUUGAAGAAAGUUUAGCGCGAAAUUUUUAACACAGACAUUUAAGAGAGGAAAGUUCACCACUGAGAGAGACCAGCAUAAGGGAGCAUUUCAAAAUGUAGGACGGUUGCUCAGCUGCUCUGCCGUUCUGCCGCAUUUAAAUUCUAAUUUGUUUUACUUUAAUUUCAGUUCCUUUGAUUGUAUUGUGGAUACAUACGUCGUAUAGAAAUAAGAUGCCGGUUAAUCUAAGAGUAAUGCUUGGUCACUAUAAAUACGAUGUAAAACGCAGUUAUUGGCGCCUUACUGAGAUCUUCGACUAUUGUACAUUAUUAUUAGUGCCACGAACAUACAUAAAAAAGACCAACGGCCUCGUUAUUCGAAAGAUGAUUUUGAAGCUGUUCUUAGAGAAAUUUGCAAUGGUAGUGAUAUCCGUGCUUGACAAAAAAUAGAUAAUAGCAGAACUACGACGAAAUUUUGAGGAGCUGACCAUAAUUACCCCAAGGCAAUCUAACCGCUAUGUGUUAAAAGAUUAUUCUUUUAUACACAUCUACUUUUCUUUUACAGUUAAAUCUACUCUGAUACUAUUUAGACUUUCCUGUAAGGGAAAAGUUUCUGUUUUUCUGUUUAAAAGAAUAAAAUGAGAAAAGAACAGAUAUUUUAUAUAUUCAAGGAGGAGAGUGCUCACUGUAAAAUUAUUUCCUAUUGUACCAACUUCGAACUAAAACUACAUUAAUUAGAGAAGGUCUAAUUCCAUUGUUCAUACUAGUUCAAAGUACUCCAUACUGAUGUUGUACACCAUACUGAUGUAUCUUUUAGAAAACGAUCUCUUUUAGGUUUUGGGAUAUUUGACGGUGAAUGUCACUGAUAAUCAUUUAGAAAAGUAAGUUUUUUGCAAUGAUAAGACAAAUGGGAAUAACGGCGUUAUUAACUUCGGCAUUAUUCAUGUUUGAAAGUUUGUAAAAGUAGUAUAAUAAAACGAGCUAAGGCAUGUAUCAAUACAUGAUGCUCUGUUGUAUAACAGUAAGACUAACUUUUUUGCUCACAUAUACGUCAUACUAGUCAUUGGAGGUCAUUGCAAAAACUUGCUUUUCUAAUUGAUAAUCAGGUAUAUUUCUUGCACAGACAUUUAAGCAGAGGAAAGUUCAACACUGAGAGAGACCAGCACAAGCAUUCGUGUACCAUAGUUUUGGAACAAAAGUACGAACUCAGACUCAACAUAGACUAAUCGAUGCUUUAAAAGAUUAUUCAACAAAUGAGAAAAGAUAUUAGUAUUGCAGUAAUUAUAAGAUUGGAUUACGCCAGUUUUAAUGAAAAUAUGAAAAAUUUUGUGGGAAUUUUAGAUUUUAGAAUAAGUAUCAACGUUCGGCUCGAGAAAAAUGGUGGCUUAUGCGACGUUCCAUGUGAAACUUUCCUUGUGAUUUACAGUCGACUCUCGCUAUUCCUGACAAGUUGUGCUUUCAGCCACAGAAAAGCUAAACACAACUCGAAGAGUUCUGUGUGUCACAUGUCUUUCUGGUUCUGUUUUAGAUGGGUACGAAAUAGCGUUCUAAAUAGGAUCCAGGAAAAUAAGAACCACUAGCAGAAUAAUUUUGUUCUUCAUCAGUUAUUUAUCUUCAGCAAAAAAUUGUUAAAACAUAAAAAGUUAAGAAACACUGUCGACAGAUACCCAGUUUCGUCGGAUUCACUGUUUCAGAUAGCCAUUGUCAUACAAUCUUAGUCCGAUGCCUUUUAUGGACGAUUCCUAAUUAGUUCAACAACAAUUGCACAUCAACUUAUUAUAACAUUAUUAAAAGACGUGACACGUUUUGGUAUGCAAUGGGGUUAUGGUACAAGCGUAUUUAAUAAAUUUAUACAAGAUCGUCCAAAAUAUGCAGCAAAAUCAUAUGACCAAAUUGCUAGAGCAUUUAAUCAAUUUGAUGGAGUUUUAUAUAGUGCAAGUUCACAGGAAGCCAAAGGUGAAGUACCAUAUGAAGCAAUACAAGCAUAUCCAAGUGUUAUGAUACGCGCAUGUUUCUUACAACGUACUUUACAUUAUUUACGUACAGAAUUAUAUCCAUAUGGUGAGCCAGCACAAAUAACCUCAGGCAGCUUGCCACAGAAUACAUUGUACUAUCAAAUCUAUGGUGAAUUAGAUACAGCAAGCGAAUAUACGAGUGAAAAUAAGAAUUAUAACGUGGAUCAGGAACGUAAAAGACAUGCUGAAAAUUGUGUCUUAGGACGCACUACACCAUAUAAGACAGAAGUAGUCCAUUGCUAUCGUGAUCCGGAGACCGGAAAGCCAGAUUUCUGUUUUCAAGCGUUAUUCUAUCAAACAUUUAGAUCACGAUCAAUGGCAGAACAAGCAGAACUUGGUUCAAAUGUUAUAACACUAUAUUUCUCUGUAACAGUUACUGGAAACUAUUUUAUACGAAUGUAUUUUGGCGCUGUCUAUAAAGAAUGUGAGCGGCAUGCUAAGGGGUUAAAGAGAAACUGCUGA
This is a messenger RNA of Didymodactylos carnosus, 2943 nucleotides long. The record is from the annotation of a GenBank genome assembly. Lineage: Eukaryota; Metazoa; Rotifera; Eurotatoria; Philodinida; Philodinidae.